UGAUUAUAACCUUAUAUUGAUGGACGAAACUUUUGCCGUAUUCGAACAUAGACUGUUUUUUUUUGUCUCCUAGAGGGUCACCAAGCGAUGGUGAAACAAAAGAACGGCACAUCAUUUCAUUACGUAGAGCGCAACUCGUCAUUUUUGUGCUCGGAGCUAGCUUAAUUGAGUUGAGCCGUCGUUACUCGGAAAUGGAAGACGAAGCAAGAAAUAAGGACAAGUCGGGGUAGCCGGGAUAACCACAGUCAAGUGGAAGACCUUCACAACGAGACAACAGCAACGCCUGCUGGUUCUUUUGAGACGAUUUAAACUACAAGAACAUUUGUAAAACAUUUGAAACUGUCCAACAGAAGAAAAAAGGCGACCCCUUUGGAAAUUGACGAUUUUCCUAAUCCAUUUGGGAACUCGCAAUUUUGACUUUCCGUCUCUUGCACGUUCAGUCUAGCGAGGACUUGGUUGCGAAGGAAAUUGAACGAAUAGCCAAACGAUGGCAUCGGUCCAAUUUUCUUUAAGAAACAAAAAAUAACCCAAAAUAAAAAAUAAAUAAAAAAACUGAUUUCCAAAAAGCCUAAAUUACUUUGGCGAGCUGCCUAAAACAUAACACCAACUAUCAGGACACGAUUUAGCGCUCAAGGAGUGUCCUAGCGUUGCUUGGUGGUCACUUUCUCCUUGAGUAGGAACCGAUAGAAAUGGAAUGAAGCAUUGAAGAUUAGCGAGAGCAAACCCAGUGCGACUCCAUUUUUUCUCAUCCCGUGUUUCUUAGCAUCAGCACUACGCCAACUAUUUCCAUAUUUCGACGUCGACCGGGCCUCGCGCAGUCGUCAGUGGUUUGCCCAGCAGGCUGGCCGCCAGAUCCGUCAGCUCUUCUCGAUCUAUAUUUUUCGCGCUACUCGCAUCUCGUCAAGUUUCAAGCAGUAGUGUGUGUGGCUGUGGUUGGAUGCGAACUUUUCCUAGAAUACUAGAUGCGCAGUGCGAGUGCUAAUCACAAAGUUGCUUGAACGCAAGACAAACAACCCGGCCGCAGGUGAACGGCAGUCCGCCAAACAUAAUUCCGGACGGAUACAAACAAACCAAAAAUCCAUAAUAGACAAAAACCAACAAAUCAAAUCAGCAUCAAUCUAAAUUGAUCAUCAAUUAUAGUGCGAGAUGGCCAAUAGUUCAAUGCCAAAUGGACGCGGAUACGUCGAAUGCAGGUCUCCAACCGCAGCUCUGGCCAGGCAGAGUAGCGUUCGAAAGUCGUCGGCGGGAGACGUGAGCGGAGCAGGCGCUCUGCCGUCGUUGGGCACAGCUGGCCGCCUCGUUGAUUACGACGCUUUGAUCAAACAUUUCGAUUGCCCCGUAUGCCACGAUUGGGUGACACCGCCGAUCGUCCAGUGUCGGAAGGGUCACAUCGUCUGCGGCCCGUGUAAAUCCAAAGGCUUGAAAGCCUGUCCGAUCUGCAAACAGCGCUUCAGCGAUGUCAACAACUGGAUGAUGGAGCAGGUGUCUCUCGUCAUCGCUUUUCCGUGCAAGUUCCAGGGCAACGGUUGUCACAUCUACAGCGAACUGAUUCACAAGACAUCUCACGAGGCCCUCUGCUCUUUUCGACCCGUUUCCUGUCAGUACGGAAUCCGCGGAUGCACUCAGAUAUUGCUCUACCAUCUCAUGGAGAAGCACGUCCUAGAGUGUCGCUUCAGACCCCCCAAUCUUCAACAGCAGCUGAGCUCUUCAUCGCGCGACAGCUCCCACAAUUGAUCUGAGAUAAAAAAACAAACAAUUGAAAAGGAAUUUAACUUUUUCUGAUGACAAUCAAUAUGAGUUGACGCGAGGGUCAAUUUAGAACGUUACUCUGUAAUCCACGUUUCACAUUAUCCACAACACAACACAAUACACAGACAGACACACCAAAAAUUAUACACACCAUUUCCGAUAUAUUUGUCAGCGUUUUACUCUCAACUACAUUUGUAUUGCUGCAUUAUAUUUCACUGAUUUGAAAAUAUACUGUACAUCCCCUUC
Daphnia pulicaria is the source of this 1995-nucleotide messenger RNA. RefSeq names its product E3 ubiquitin-protein ligase sina-like. The transcript is spliced from 3 exons. The coding region runs from base 1147 to 1734 and encodes 195 amino acids. Gene Ontology annotation, cellular component: cytoplasm. The record is from RefSeq and is a predicted model, not a curated record. NCBI's taxonomy places the organism in Eukaryota, Metazoa, Arthropoda, Branchiopoda, Diplostraca, Daphniidae. Gene Ontology annotation, molecular function: ubiquitin protein ligase activity; ubiquitin conjugating enzyme binding; zinc ion binding. Gene Ontology annotation, biological process: multicellular organism development; proteasome-mediated ubiquitin-dependent protein catabolic process.